Aquila chrysaetos chrysaetos is the source of this 11122-nucleotide messenger RNA. RefSeq lists its product as uncharacterized. The coding region runs from base 273 to 1250 and encodes 325 amino acids. Lineage: Eukaryota; Metazoa; Chordata; Aves; Accipitriformes; Accipitridae. The record is from RefSeq and is a predicted model, not a curated record. The transcript has 7 exons.
UGUUUCUAUGUAAUACAUGGGUAUAAUACACCUCUCUGUGUUUCCUUGUAAAAUCCAGCCUGAAAUCAGGCUAGUUCUGUCUAGCAAAACCACUGAAGUUCUUAGCUGAGAUGAUGCAGACUUGUUCUUGGUGUAGAUUUGUGUUGUCAGUUAACUACCCACAUGCUUGGCAUGAGAAUGCCCUGGCAAAUUAGAAAUACACCUGCAAAUAUAUUUUAAAGAUGCUGAAACAUCUCACUGCAUAAAGUUGACACAUAUUCAGUCAAUGUAGCAUGUUUCAAAGCCAACAAAAUGUAGUUGCAGGUCCUUUCUUCUUUUUGAGGUGUUCCUGCCAAGGAACCCAGCUGGGCGGGUUUUGGAAGACGGUACUUCGACACCUCAGGGUCCUAUCUAGAGUGUGCCAGUCAAGCAGACACCUUGCUUGUCAGUUCUUCUCCCCCCACCCCUCAACAGCAGUUGCUAUAUUCACAGCUACCCACUUAUCAGCUAUGGUUUGUUACAAGACAGUGCCAAGAAUGUCAAGCCUUCUCUUCACCAUUCAUGCACUGAUCUUCCUCAAAGGACAUAGACAUGGAGAGAAGACUCUUUUGAACAUCUUCACCAUGCAGGGACCAGUUAAUAGCACAAUCAGUCAUGCUGGAAAGUUUCACCCAACCAAUAUUAGGAAAUGCUCCCUGCUGCCUUGUAAAUCCCUGGUGCCACCAGUAACAGCGGAGGAGGUGGAGGAGGAGGAGGUGGAGGAGGAGGAGGCGGAGGAGGAGACAUUCCAAGCAUAUGGACUCUCAGGUGCUCCAAAGCUCUGCACUGCAUCUUGCUGCCAUGCUGGGCUCCCUCUGAUCCAUGACCACAACUCUGUGCAUCAGACAUCGCUCCAGAACAGCACAGCUCUUUCCCAGGAGAUAAGGAAGGGGGUUUUUUGCCUACACAACAGCUCUCCUCAGCUUUCCCAUGCUGGGAGGGAGGAGAUCUGGCUCCCUCCCUGUCCAAGUGCCAGCCCUGUGGGCCUGCCAUGCCACUGCUGGGAACAUCCAGGGGCAUUAUGCAAUUUGCAGAGGCGGUUUUUCAUGCAGCCUGGCAAGGCAGUGGCUGAUAAUGGCUCUCCCUUUGUAGCACACAAUCGAGCUCAUGAUCUUCUCUCCAGUACAGGCAGCCCACGGUGUUAUGUCCUGUACUGCUGUGAUGACGAGAGCAGGGCUGUGCACAGGACAGGGAGCCCUGCAGCGCUUUCAUCAGUGAAUCACCUACCCUAAGUACUAGUUAGGCACAAAUCAUUAAUGGUCUAAAAAGGGCUGGAAUAAGCUAGCUCGGCUCCAGUGGAAGUGCAGAUUGUGUCUUUUUCAGGAGGCGUGGGAAACCCUUCUUAAGUCUGUUUUUAAACUUCUCAACUUUGGCUUCAGAGUAAUGCCACUGAUUUCAUUUUCCAAAGGUCACGGGAGAAUUCUCUUCUGCUAUCUCCAAAGGGCAUGACAAAUGGUCCUCUAACAAAGUAACGAAUUGUUCAACACAAUGCACUUAGCAAUUACCUUGCCAUAAAGGUAUUUACAGCAGUCUUUAUUUACAGGAUCCUGUGCUGUUUGCCCCAGUAUCAUUCUGCCUCCUGCAUGAUGUUCUUUCACAUUUUGGACUCAAAUUCCCUUCUAACAUGGUGGGAAAAGGAGUCAGCCAUGCAAGAAAUUAGAAGCAAACACUACACUAUGUUACUGAAUGCAAAUCUGUUACCAGCACAAAUCUACGUCCCUUUGGCAGGAGGGAAACCAACCUUGCACCAGCAGCAGAGUGUUUGCCGGCCUGUGGGUUAGAAACACGGUGUCACUGCAAAUCCGGUUAGACAAGUGUGUGCCUGCCUCCCUGACCUCUUCCACUUGGCAGUCUUUUCUUUGCAUUUUUGUCUGAGAGGCUGAUGUGGGAGUGAACAAUGGAAACCAAACUGCCCCUCCAGCCCUCAAGCUGGUCCCAGUACAUCCUGGUGCACAUGCAUUGGCUGAGUGAGGUGAAGGAGAGAUUUCAUCACUGCGGCAUACGGGUAAGUAGAGUCCAAAUUACUGUUUUCCUGUUGAGAAGACUGCCUCUGCAAUAUUUCCUGGCUGAGUAAGGGUGGCAGCCUUAGUUGCACCAGUUUUGACCAGAGAGCAUCUGGAAGUCCAGGUGAAUAUAGGCACAAGCUAAGGAAAAGCAUGCAAACACACGGUGGACAUUAUACCAAAGAAAUCGAGUGGAAAGAUAUUACUUGGCUGACAGUUAAGAGUGGGGGAUUGAUGAGACACAAAAAUCUCAGACAAAACCCUGUUCCUCUGGGAGUUCAGGCCUAAGACUAGACUGGUUGAUGUCCAGCUGUCCUAAGCUGCUUGAUGUAAGAACUUGACACUGGUGGGAUAGACUGGACUUCAAGGCUUAUUUUAAAAGAGUCUGAUACAUUACAGGUGCGGAAGAGAGCUCCUUGGGAGUUGUGGGAAGCAAACCUUUUCUUGCAGGCUCCAGCGGCAGAGGCAUUUGGAAGGGGAAGAGCACUGGUGACAUUACAGCUCUCGGGGCUCUGGAAAUUCUGCCUGUUUAGCUUUUCUUGGUUUCCACCAUCUUCUGUUCUGUCUCUGUUGUUCACCCACAUAAUUACGUAAGAUAUUACCAGCUAAAACUGCAUCUGCUGCCUUAAUAGAUGGCUCAUUAUCUAGGGAGGGAAACAGAAAGGGCAAAAGCUUUUAUGUGCCAACAGCACAUGUUGAUGUUCAUGUGCACUACAGGAGAAGGAAAGGGUGUAACUCGUCUGUCCUAAUUUAUGGCCAGAUGGGCUGAAAGAGUCAAGGUGUAAUGAAGGUCAGUGUGGCUGGGAAUGGGGUAGAGGCAGUGCAAAGUUACUCUCUUGACAAAAAAGCAAUUAAUUCUCCAACAAAGUCCCUCUCUCGUGCAGCAGAACAGAGUGAAGCAGUUCUUGCUGUAUUUAAAAGUACUCCCACAGCUUUGAUCUUUUCCUCUCCUCUGGAAAUGUAAGCUUGUAAAGAGGGUCUGGCCUCUUCUGGGAUGAUGUAUUGGGCCAUGUGGUGCUGGCCUUGCAAAGCAGCAUAGGCAAGCCUGCUGUUCUCUGUACUGCGUCAUUCUGGAAAAGUCUCCUAAUAUUCUGGUUACUGCAGUAAUGGCAACACACUGCUGCAAUGCCCGGGUACCCUGCCUGCUUGGAAAUGCCAUGACAUCGCUCCUUCUCCUAACAAUGUUUUUUUGUCCAGGUUUGGCCACACACAGGAUAGUUAGCUAUGAGUGAAAAUGAAAAAGCAAAUGAUAGAGAACAAGUUCUUCUACCAAAACUCCAUCUCCAAGGACCUUAAAAUGUGGAAGUGUGUAACCACACUAGCUUGCAAGCAACCCUUUAGCCCUGCAUACUCUUCAGUGUCAGAUAUAUCCCAUUCCAAUCAGUAUAUUGUGGCAACCAUCUGUAGACAGGUUUUUCUUUUACUGAUGUUUAAAAUAAACGCUUGUUUUGAACUCAGGACAGAGCUGUAUUGGCUUCAGGUAUCAGGCCUGGUUUCAGUAGAGCUCGUGGCAGAUAUGUACUGAUCUAACCAUAUGGUGGUGGGUUUUGUGCUGCUACCAAUGCUGGCAGGAGACCAAAAUGUUGCUGUGGGCUUCCCCAGCCAUAAAAAUCCAUGAAGUUUUGCAGCUGUAGUUUCAUUUCGUUUCACUGUCUGACUAACCUUCUUCUUACUUGAUUUUCUUUUAUUUCCUCUAUAGGUUUCCCGCACAGAAAGUCUAAGAUUCCAAGUUGCAUUUUGAGAAAGUUUUAAAAUUAACUUCUUCAUUUAUGCGAGAUGACCGUGGGUUUUGGUAAUCAAAUGUGCCGGGGGCGGGGGCAGAGGGAAAGAGAAGACUUCCCAGUAGGGGGUGAAUGCUGAUGACUUUAACAAAGUCACGGUGUAAUAUGCUGUUCUGCUGACUUCUGCCUUCCUUAAUUACCUUCUGAAUCCUGAGAAGCUGAACCGUGCCUCACCAGCUCAUUAUGUCCCCCGGGUUUGCUCUCCCCAACAAAUAGGUGCUUUCUCUGCAGUCUCUGGAGGCUCUUUGUUGCUGCUCUGAUACAUCAGAUGUGUUUGUUUUGCACAUUGAUGUUUGUGUUUUCCGCACUGCUUGUGUUUUCCAAUUCCUUGGAGCAGUGAGGAUGCUGCUGAAUUGUCAGAAUCGAGGUAGGAUGCUGACUUGAGGUUACUGUCAAUGGCCUCAUUAUGUUAACAAGGGAUAUUUUAAGAAACACAAAAGAUGUGGCAUUUACUUUCUUGGGAGAGGGAGGGGAGAGAGAGAGAAUGUGUGUGGAUGAAUGAACUUACACUGCACGUCACCCCACUGUUCAGUUAGAAAUGACUGACUGGCUCUCUCCACAUUGUUUGCUAGCCAGAGCAGCGAUGGCUUCUGAUUUGUAUUCCUGGGCCGCUCGCAGUGUGCUUGGCUCACCCAUGCAUGCAAGGCAAUGCGACCCUUCUUCCUGAAGAGCUCCUCAUCUCUGUCCUGGGGUGUCUGGGUACCUGAAAUGGGCACAGCCUUAACAGGCACAGCAAUGGGACGUGCAGCAUCACAGCAUCUUCGUGCAGAUGUAAGUCAGGGCUGCUGUGGUCUUGUUCCCUCCUUCGAGCCAGCACUAGCAUUGGUGGGGCUGGAAAGCGAGUCAGUCUGGGAAACUGAGCUGGGAGACAAGUAAUGCUAUGAGAAAAAAGUAAUUCAUUCCCUAUACACUUGCCUUCUGGAGGAAGACCGCUAGGUGUGGCCGGGCUAAGGAGAAGAUGGCACCCUAGUCUGCUCUGCUCAGAUGGGCUCUCUCCCUCCAGAUAUUCUUGAGGGAGAAUAUCAAAGAGGAGGAUAUUGCCUACAAAUCUUCUACCUUAAAUGAAAUGGAGACCUGUGCACAGCCCACACCUCUGAAUCAAACGGAGCAAGUUCAUUCCCUUCCUCCCUGUUGUCAGGACGUUGGGAGGUAGUUGGCAUAGCCCUUAUCAAAGGAAAUGUGGUCCUUUCCUUAAGCUUGUCUGCUCAGUGGUGUUGUGUAAACACAGGUCGAUAAGGUGGCACAAAUCCUAUCCUAUGACCAGUAUUCAGCAGCAAAUGAAGCACCCGUAAGUUUAGCAUAGUAUCAUUUCAUGCAUUUACAAUUAAAGACUUAGAUAAAAUUAAUUACUUUCAAGAUGACUCUUUACAAUUGUCUCCUUAUAAUGGAGUUUGUAACCAGUCCGGUGCAGCUUUGCCACUAGGAGAAAUCGCAGACAAUUUAACAGUUGGAUAGAAAAGGUUUAUUUAACAGGUCUUGUGCUUCUUCUCUUACAUUUCCCUUAAGAGAAAAAUAACUCCGUAGCAAAGAGCACAUGCAACACUGAUAGUGAAUUCGAUAGAGAAUUGUCUACAACUGGGGGUUUUACUGUAUUUUUGUUACUCCAAGCAUAAAUAUUUUAGGCACCCUGUUCUUCCAAAUCCCCUGAGUAGAUGAAAUUACAAUAUUACAACAGAAAAGAGCCGUACAUGCUGGAUGGAGUGACCAGAUUCCAGUACCUAUCUCUGACAGCUUUUUUUCCAUACAAAAUGCUGAGGGAAGGAGAAUCUAAAUUCUACCACAAAACAUCAGCUGUGUAUUUAUUUAUUUGUUACUCUGCCUUAUGCGCAGCUGAAAGACCAACAGGGUCCAACAAAAGUGCUGGCUCCUCAACUGAUGGAGGGACUGCAAAGCAAAACCCAGCAUGCCGCAAGGAACAGGACAUAAAGAGAGUUGGGUGAGAUUUCCCUGGAGGAGAUGCCACUGCCUGAGGAAGGGCCCUUUGACUCCUCCUCAGGCAAAGCCCUGAUGUUAGUAUGAGAAGAAAUGGACAGGCUCUCUGGUCUGCUAUCACCUGUAUACCUCGACCACAGCUUGGCCAGGAUGGCUACAUGAAUUUUAUGGUUGUGCCUGGCCUUACAAUAUAUGGACCAGGAAGCAUUAUCUUUAGAGGUACGUGCUAAUUUAUCCCACAUGGGACAAUCAUUUCUGGUUUUCUUUCCCAAGGCAACAUGCAGGGAAGUUGAUUAGUAUUCACUGUAACACUGCUCACUCUGCUCUUGGAGGUUAAAGCACAAGCAAUAAAAAGCCCUUAGCUACACCCUCCAAAAACAACAACAAAAUGCCAAGAUUUCAGGGUGGGGUUGUUUUUGUGGCCCGUUUCUGAAUUUUAAGGCUUCCUACUGCCCCCAUUUUUCAGUCCUGUGAACUAGGAACCAGUGCUUUCACUUUUAAUAUUAACUCUUGAGAGUCUUAGAUAUUGCUCUGACUCCCAAGAAGAUGGGCUUCCUGGAAAACACCCUAUAUCACAAGAUCUAUGGUAGAAGCCUUGUUUAAGCUAUUGAAUUGUAAUCCAAAAAAACCACAGGAGUUAGGUGGGAAAAGUGCAACUGCCCCUCAAUCCUUUCCCAUUUUCUAACAAGCUCUCAUUUGGUCCCUAGUUACAAGAUCACAAAGCAGUUGCCUUCUCAUGUCUGGAAUAUCAGCAAACCCUCCUCCACAAAACUGAAAAUAUUUUUAAUAAUAAAAUGAGGGGUGAGAUUUUUCAAGCUUGGCUGGGGGAACAGAACAACUCAUCCCCCUACGAUGAAAAAGGAGUGGAUCUCUACAUCGCCCGGGCAGCCCUGCUUGCGACAUCAUAGCUGGAACUUCUCAGUCUGUCACGUGCCAAGAAGUGACAGCAGCGGAGGACCUCUGUUGUGAAUGCUGGCCAUGCACAGAUAGAAAAGGAUCUGUUUCAAAAACAAAGACCUCCUGAGCUGUACUUCUGUGGGUGUCUGACUGCAGUUUUGUUUAAAUGUCUGGCUGGUUUUCUUCUGUUGUUAAGAACAAAACACACCUUAUUUUCUGCAGAAAACAAAGGCUUGUUUGGGAUCAUUACAGCUGGUGUUGCGUCCAGGCUGCUGAUUGCCGUUUCCUUUGGAGAUGAAGCUGGUUUGGAAGGGUCCCCCCGCCCUGAGCCCUGCUCUCGUCCUGCCCGCCCGCUGCUGCACGCUGUCCCCCUCCUGCGCAGGGCAGCCGUGGGUGGCCCACGCUGUGUCCCCAACCACUGAAAUCACUGGAGGGGUUUUUUAGGAGGUUACAAACAGCGGUUUAACCUGGGUUCACAGAGCAUCCCAGUGAAAGAAAUAACCUAGCAAGUCAAACGAGAUCAUUUUCUGCUAGAUUAAUGAGCUGAAGCAGGUCUUACGAGCCCUGAAGCCAACACAAAGGAGGCAAUGGGAACUUCUCCCCGGAGCGGGGGUGAGGACAGGGACGAGCAGGGAUGGGAGGAGGAAGAGCAUUUCCCACUUUCGGUCGCAGCCUCUCCACCACGACGUGUCAUUUCACCCUCUGUUGUGCCGUUGGCGCUGAAAAUAGCCCUGCUAAAAAACACAGGCCGCGGUUUGGGUUUGGAUGGAUUUUUGCGUGCACAAACCUGGGUCAGCCCCAGAGCACAGUCCCACCACCACUUACACUGGCCCCAGCAGAGGAAGUGAUUUGGGGAUGAGGGAGGCAAAGGGGGAGGGAGUGAGCUGGCAAGGGGGCUGCUGAGCUGCCGGGCGUGGGAGGGGGAUUCCUCAAACCCCCUAUCAGUCAAUCGUGACAUCAGCUGUGUCGUAUAGACCACUUUCCUGCCGCAGAAGCGUGCAGCCCGCCCGGCCGCGCUCUCGCCGGGGCCGUGCGUGGUUUCUCUCCGAAGCCGCAGGGUCUGACGCGGUGGGUGCACUCUCCUGGCCCAGUCGCGCUGCUCCAGCCCCGCUGCGGGAUGCUGCGUUCGUUCGGGAGCCUUCGGCGCGGGCUGUCUGACGGAUCUCCCCUGCCGUUGCCGUGACAAAGACGACGUAGGCGCUGAUGUGAGCCGGGCUGCAAAACCCAGCGUGUGACUUCCUCUGGAAAGUGGAGGCAAUCGCCUCCUCCUCCACCUCUGGUGACAAGUGCGGGGACCUGAGCCAGCCUUCCUCCCCGCGCACGAAGACAGCAUGACUUUUGGGACCGGUGGUAGGGUCUCCUUCAGCCGAUUAAGCCAACACUUUCUGGAGGUUGUGCUUUAGUCAGACUCCAGCCAUAAGGCUUGAGUGGAAACAGUGGGUGAUGCAUUAAAGCCUACACCUUACAGGAGGUCAGACUAAAUAGUCCACUGGCCUUCAACUCUAACAUGGGAGGAAGUUCAGUUUUCAUUUCACUGCUAGUUGCCAUAAUGGACUGUCCCCAAAAUGUUUCUAUCACAGUCCUCAUGGCAAUCCAGGCCUUGAUGCAACUGAACUUUGAAGAGAUUUGGCCCUACUUGUACUGUGGCUUAUCUUGCUAUUAAAAGUAAUUUUAAUUUCUAAUUUGUGAAUCUUGUUACUGCUACCAGCCCCUGGUCCUUUAUACAUCAAUGCAAUAGCUGAACGUGUUUAGCUUUGCCUCAUGCCUGUGAGAGAGUGGAGUCUUUUCAACCCCGUUGAUAGCUUGGGAAAUGGAGGCACAGGCAGACCAUUUUAGAAAUAAGUUGGGCAUUAACUAAAGCCCUGGGUUUACAUCCCUGCUUGACCACAGACAUGCUUUGUCACCUCACUUACAUGUGUGUGUUUGGUUUUUAAUCUGCUCUUAAGUGACUGCAUAUGGUUUAAGGUACCAGACUCAGUUCACUGAGUUAAUCUAAGGACCUGGGAUCCCAGACAGUUUUUAGUGGUAUAUGGGCACUUCGGACAAAGCAUCAGAUACUUUUUUGUGUUCUUAGGGGAAAAAAUUGAAACCAAACUUUCUCAGGAAAUUUGUGGCCCAAGCAGGAGAGAGGACCCAGGUUUUCUGAGCUCCAACCAUUUCACCUUUCUUCCCCACCCCCAAAGCCUGUCUGAGAACAUGUGCUAGGAAGGAUGCCUGUUUAGAUACAGUGCAGACCUUUAUUCUUCUCUCCUCGCAAGUGUAAACUUCUAGGAGGUCAUAUAUGUUUGGCAGGAUCAUUUAAUAUACCCACUUUGUGUACGUAGACAAAACGUCAGGAUCAGGACUGAAUGUGUGGAUAUGAGGAGAGAAAUCCCAUCUGUGCAGUGGAGCAGGAGCUCGGUUUUGGUUAGGAUUUCUGCCCACCAGCUGGUCCGGAAAACUAUGUAACGUAGCAAGCCAAGUAAUCCCGUUUUGAGUAAUAGGUAAAUUGAUUUACAACCGUCUCUUAAGGCAAAGAAGAUAUACACUAUGUGUCCUCUUUUAACUGUACUUCUUUUAAGAGUGCAAUCAGCAAGCUAUUAAUUAGCUGGUUAGCUUAACAGCCUUAGAGGAGGCUGUGCCUGUUUUCCUUCUCCCCAGACCACACAUCCCACUUCUGGGAACUGCUGAGGUCUCGUGUCAGGAAGAGACAAGAAGGUAAGGUGAAAAAGAGUAAGGUCAACCAAGCUCCACUUCCCCACGAACAGACAUCUUAAGUAAUGAAGACAAAACCCCAGGGAAGGGAGGACUCCAUGAGAGAGGGGCAACAGGUGGAGGAAACGUGAAACACAUCCCAGCAAAUCCAUUAUGGACAAGUAUUAACACCUCAUCUGCCGCACAUGACAUCGUAUCACUGUUCCAGCUGCUGAGGCUUUGGACCGUCUUGUGAAACUUGUUCGAAACCCUGGAGGAGGAUUUCGCUCCUAAAGCUCUCCAACCUGUUUCAGCAGGGGUUUGUGGGCAGCUAGCAAUUACUGGCAGGACAAGGCUGAUGACCUAAUGCCUGUGCUGGCUUGAAGGAGACAAGCUGAGGUUGUGACUUAGGCCUCUUUUUAGGAACUAUUAGCAAGGGGGAGCCCGUUUGCCUUUUUCCCUGUAAAAUACAAAGCAAAGAUGCAAACCAAGGCACACAUACACACACGUGGGUGAUUGACUUGUUUGGCUCUUGGUGGCUUAGCCUGGGCACCUGCUUGCAUAGCUGUGACACCAGAGGUGCUUUUGGGAUUUCACGUACUGCAAAGACACGUCAUGUACUGGGUGGCAUCCUCAAAAAUCCCCGUGAUAAGCAGAGAAAAUGCAAAGCUAGAGAGCAGGUGGUGUUGGAAAUGAAGAGGCCGAUGGAAAGGGAAGGGGGAAGGGAAGAGCUUUUGGAUGCCAUUCAGGAUGGCUGGAUAGAGACACCAUGGGAGUAUUUCAGAAGAGGGAGAACAGAGCUGGUGGGAGACCGGUAAUGCUGUGACAGGAAGCCAGUGCCGUUUGUGAGCUUGGGGAAGGAAGUAUAAGGGGUGUAAGGUCUUGAGCCCAGUGCUUUUUCCUUGCGGAAGAGAGUUUCCCUUCCUUAGUGGUACAACACCCUCCUUCCCACCCAGUCCCCAGACUUUAGGCAGUGCCUGUGCAACCGAGUGAUUUUUGCAGGGACAAUUAUAGAUGGUCUCUUCUGAUAAUGUGCAAAGCAAGAACAAGGCAUGUCCUAAAGGUAAGGAGCUGGCUGGCCACGUUGGGGUUUCACAUCUCCUGUGAACCCAAACGCUUCGUGUUGAAAUGAAAGGGGAGCUCACAGGUGGGUUGCUGCAGGAGAGGGGAGAGAGGAAUCACCUGUGUCCUGCUCUGGGAGGGAAGGGUCUGGGUAAGGCCACGAGCGCCGAGCACGGGUAGUUAGUUAGCAGAGCGGUGUGAUGCUCCGUACCGCCUGCCGUGAAGUCAGAAAACCCCAGAGGAUUGCCAGCUGCUGGGAAACGUGCUCGCAGUAACACUGGAGUCAGCCAGCUUGUGAAUAAAAUCAUCAGCUAAUCAUCCUUCACUGACAGAACUCGGUGUGCAUAUCGUUGGGAGAUUCCUGUUUUCAUAGAUCAUCUCAGUUGCUUAAUCACGUUUGAUUUCCUGGGCUGAAGUGCAACUUAAUUUCCUAGAAUAUGUGCCAGACUAUAUUCUGCAGGUAGCUAUUCUUGAUGUGCUUUGCUUCCUUGAUUUCUUCUGAUGGGAUGCUUUAGAGUAGGGAUAAAGAGAAAACAGAUUCCAUUCCAUUGACAUCUGGUUUUGUUUUUAAACGGCAACAAAUUUAAUGGCAAUCUAAUUUAAAUUUGCUUGUUAUGGAAAAAUUUAAAAAAUAUUGGGAAAAUUAAAUAUUUUGUUUUAAUAACUGGAAACAUGAAGAGAUCAAUCACAUUAAAAAUAUAUCAAUGCAGGACAAAAGUUUUAAAGUUAAGAGAAAAUUGAUCUAAAUGAGAAUGU